UAAAUUUACUAUUGCUAUAUUGUUGGCAUGUUAUUGUGCAUCAGUGUACAGCAGUUUUCCGUCCGAUAUCGAAAGAUGCAAAUUGGCAGAUCCCAAUUUGAACAAGUGUAUGAGGGAACAAGCGGAGAAAGUAUUCCGGAAGUAUUCAAAAAGCGGCUUGAAGGAAAUUGGUUUGAUCUCGGUGGAUCCUUUGGAAAUUACCGAAGUUUCAGCAACUGGCGAAAAUGGUGUAAAUGUGGAUCAAACCUACAAGAACAUGAAAAUUUAUGGAUUUACAUCUAGUUCUGUGAAUAAGUUCGACGUCGAUUUUGAUAAGUGUGAAAUGGAGAUGAUCACAACAACUGAAGACAUUAUUGUACUCGCUGAUUACAAACUGAAAGGACAAUUGUUCUUGUUUCCCAUCGACAGUGAAGGCAAAUCCAAUUUCACAUUACACAAACCCGUAUUGCAGCACACCAUAAAGUGCGAAAAAAACAUGAUCAGGGGCAACGAACAUUUACAUAUUACGGACUUCAAGACGGAUUUUGUUGAGUACAAUAUAGAACUCUAUUUCGAUAAUCUGGUAGCUGGAAACGAUGAAAUCAGCAAAGGAAUUGCCAACGUUCUGAAGGAAAACCCCAAUGAAAUAUUUAUUGAGGUGAAAUCAUCUCACGCGAAAGCAUACGCUCUUCUGUUUAAGCGAGUCUUAAAUAAUGUAUUUAAAAAAUUGCCAUUGAAAGAACUAUUUGUUUAA
Messenger RNA from Nicrophorus vespilloides, 733 nucleotides. RefSeq lists its product as uncharacterized. The record is from RefSeq and is a predicted model, not a curated record. Lineage: Eukaryota; Metazoa; Arthropoda; Insecta; Coleoptera; Silphidae. The transcript has 5 exons. Bases 110 to 733 code for a protein of 207 amino acids.